Annulohypoxylon truncatum is the source of this 1982-nucleotide messenger RNA. RefSeq names its product amidase signature domain-containing protein. The coding region runs from base 242 to 1933 and encodes 563 amino acids. Gene Ontology annotation, molecular function: catalytic activity. NCBI's taxonomy places the organism in Eukaryota, Fungi, Ascomycota, Sordariomycetes, Xylariales, Hypoxylaceae. The transcript is spliced from 2 exons. The record is from RefSeq and is a predicted model, not a curated record.
CUCUCUAACAGUAGGGCCAAGCCGACGAUGUUGCAGUAUUACCUCAGGACUUUUGAAGGCUUUUCUGUUGGGUAGUCAGCCCUUAUACAGCAUCGGCCCAUCCGAAUAGCACCUAGGUGGGGCAAGUCGCACUCUAGGCGUAAAUAGGUAGGUAUGUAGGUACCUAGGAGGUCAGUCUCAGCAUUCCUUCAUCUCACUACAUCGUGCCCCUUAUUCUAAGCAUUUUGCAUUAUUCUGGAAUAUGUCGAUCAUUUCUAUUGGAGGACCGAGUCAGUCUGACCUCAGCGAGGACACUGUCCAUCAGCUGGCAGCAAGUCUGUCGGUAGAAAUCACCAACGCAGCUGAUGCGAGAGACUACCUCAUCCUUCUAAGGUCACUAGAAUCAGUUUUAAAGCAUGUUAGAGAUGCGCCAGACUAUAUUCAUCCUGAGCUCAAACCACAGCCUGUGGUUGGAUCUCGACAGUAUUGGAAGCCAAAGGAUGAGGACAACCCGAUGAACGCAUGGAAUUUUCAAUGCAAUCUGAAGUCGUCAAAUCCCACUUCUGAGCAAUUGAAAGAUCUCACUAUAGCAAUCAAAGACAACAUCUCAGUUGGCGGUUUACCGACGACAUUGGGAACCGUUACUGAGGCCUUAUCGCGCGAUGGCUCUCUCCCUAUAUCCCCAAUUGACGCUUCGGUGGUCAGCCGUCUUUUGUCUGCCGGAGGAAUUAUCAGGGGCUCGUCAACUUGCGAGAAUCACUGCGCGUCUCCAUUAUCGUUCACAUCUGCCAGUGGCCCUGUGCACCAUCCUCUCCUUCAUGGAUAUACAUCAGGCGGAAGCAGCAGCGGUUCCUGCGCGCUCGUUGCUGCGCAUGCUUUGAAGCGACAAGGACUAAGUCAGCAAUGGGGCGACACAGUUGAACUUGGGAUUGGUAGUGAUCAAGCGGGCUCUGUCAGGAUUCCGGCCUCGUUCACUGGUAUCUACGGACUUAAACCAACAUUUGGUCUGGUUCCCUACACUGGCGCAGCCUCUAUGGCGCCUAUGAUAGACCACUUGGGACCUAUCGCCUCGUCUUUAGAGGGAAUUGCCACUUUGUUGAAGGUCAUGGCUGGGUAUGAUGGUCUGGACCCGCGAAUGACACCUGAAUCACCACUACUGGAUCAAGUGAAGGAUUAUCCUCAGAUGUUAGCUGAUUUCAAAACCAAGCUUCAAAGUUCUGGCACGCAAGAUCAAAAACCUUUGAGGGUCGGAUUUUUGACGGAAUCUUUCACUAUUGCCAGACUGAGCCCAGUGGUGCGCGACACCGUUCGCCUGGCGGCUAAAUCUUUCGAAGCUGCAGGAGCCGAGGUCACGGAGGUUUCUAUCCCACUCCAUUCCGAAGGGCCUAUCAUCUGGACUGCUUCCACUCGACCAUCGAUGUCCCAGACUCUCUGCCAGGGCAAGACGGGGGGUCAUCUGUCGUAUUUACCCCCGCAUCUUCAAGCCCAGUGGCCUCCAACUCAACAAGCGUUCGAGUUGCAGUCAAAAUCCAACCCCGCCUUGGUCAACAUUAUGUUGAGUGGCCAGUUCGCGCAUAAUCACUUUGGGUCCUGGGUUGAGGGAAAGGCGCAUCGCAAAGUUUUUGAACUCCGAUCAGCGUACGAUAAAGCGUUCGAGGAGGUGGACAUUCUGAUAACUCCUUGCGCCCCAACGCUCGCCAUGCCGCAUCCAAACCCGGAGUCUGGAAUCUUGGAGAAACUCAGUAGCUCUAUUGGAGUCACCAGUAAUACUUGCCCAUUUAAUAUUACCGGCCAUCCGGCGCUUAGUGUACCUUGCGGGUCCGCAGCAACUCCUGAGCAUCCUGAUAUUUAUCUUCCUAUCGGAAUGCAGGUUAUCGGAAGGAGAUGGGAAGACGAGACAGUACUCAUGGCUGCAGCGUUGUUUGAGCAGGGCAGAAAGACCACAAAGACAUGAAUAGUGUUUAUAAGACAGCCCAUAACCAAAAAGUAUUGCUACAUCUGAG